CGAGAAUUUAUUCAAUAUAAUUUAGGUUUUUUGAAGGUGUCGGCGAGCCAAUCAACGUCAAGGACGCACAUUCUGUUUCGAAACGGCCACAGGACAUGCGAUAAAUUCAAGUGUUCUUCAUCUGGAUGGCGGAUGGCACGACGACGACGACGGCAGCGGCGGCACCGAUGUCCAAGCUACAGACAUCUUUAUCUACGUCGUCCGACAAUCUAGAAGCAUUAUCUCCGAACGCACCCUCGUUGACGUCCCGCGUCAUCGCACGCUCGUCCGUGGGUACCGAGUUCUACCUGUACAAGCAUCAAGUAGGCGGACACAAACCGCUUCUGCGCAGUGCCCCUGGUGAAGUCUGUAAACCAGCACUCCCCCUUGAACUCCAGUUUUACCAGGGACUAGCAUCGACGUAUCCCCAGCUCAUUCCAUUUGUCCCGACGUAUCUUGGCACGAUCGUCGUGGAUCUGCAUCCAAGCAGCAACGGCAGUGACAACGUAGCUGACCGCACCAACUCGGAUUCGGUCGCAUCGACGAAGUCGUCGUCCACAUCCAAUGCCACGCGACGACCGAGUCGGUCCAUGGACCACCGCGGCGUCAGUUUGAUCCUGUGGAACAAAGAGAUUGUUCGAGACCAAUCGUCCUUUCUCUGCGAAUACCUCGUGUUGGGCGAUCUCACCCAAGGCUACACGCGGCCGUGCGUCCUCGACAUCAAGAUGGGCACUCGACAGCACGGAGCAGACGCAUCUCCCGCGAAAGCGAGAAGUCACUCGGUCAAAUGUGCCAAGACCACGUCGGCGACGUUGGGGUUUCGGCUCUGUGGUAUGCAGAUCUAUCAACCUGCGGACGGGCGAUAUGUGUUGCGAGACAAGCAUUGGGGUCGACUUUUGCAACCUGGAGACAUUCCACCGGCUCUCCACUUUGUAUGAAAUCUCCUGAUCGAUGGUAGUGAGGACGAUUCAUAGUCCUAUGGUGAUGGAUGGUGGUGGAGCGACGAGGCUGACGUUGUGCUUCAUUGUAGUUUCUUUCGACGGGGGACGCGCUUCGAAUAGAUGCUGUGGAACAGUUGGCGUCGCGACUGCGGGAACUUCAAGCAGUGGUAGAUGGAAGGAGUUCUUUACCUAGAGGAACCUCAUUCCCAUGGAGUAGAUUGAACGCACCACCGGCAUUCGAUUCUGGGGAGCGUCGCUCUUGCUCGUGUACGAAGGGGACCUCGCCGUAACGUCGACGACCGUGCGGACGGAUGUGCGAUUGAUCGACUUUGCCAACUGCCAUCACGACCCCAGCCUUGUCACCCCAGAUGACGGGCUCUUGCUCGGCCUAGACAACCUCAUUGCCCACCUAGAUCAGAUCAACGCUGACGCCGCCUAAUGCAUGCUUGUCUGAUCGAAAUUUGAAAUGUGUUGGCAUAGAAUUCCGGAUAAAUAUCGCCCGG
This is a messenger RNA of Aphanomyces astaci, 1423 nucleotides long. RefSeq lists its product as hypothetical. The transcript has 4 exons. The record is from RefSeq and is a predicted model, not a curated record. Gene Ontology annotation, molecular function: inositol hexakisphosphate kinase activity. Bases 126 to 917 code for a protein of 263 amino acids. Lineage: Eukaryota; Oomycota; Saprolegniomycetes; Saprolegniales; Verrucalvaceae. Gene Ontology annotation, cellular component: cytoplasm; nucleus. Gene Ontology annotation, biological process: phosphatidylinositol phosphate biosynthetic process; inositol phosphate biosynthetic process.